Molecule: messenger RNA, 3239 nt
Organism: Ectocarpus siliculosus
Lineage: Eukaryota; Phaeophyceae; Ectocarpales; Ectocarpaceae
Source: the annotation of a GenBank genome assembly
AUGAACGUCAAGAGCGAUACGUCGCUCUUCUACCUCUUGUCGAACAACCACGUGAAUGACAUGAUCAUGUUCGACUUCCGGCUUGAGGACGAGGAGGUUUUGAGCCACUUUGCCAGCUUCCUCAAGACCCUCUCCCUCCGCCUCAACCAGGACACGGUUCAGUUUUUCCUCCGGGGACCGCGGCGGAAAUCGCGAGCGCAACCCCAGCCCCCACCCGCAUCCGGAGAGGACGAGGAGGAAACCGCCGAUUGGACCACGAGGAGACGGGCCUCGUGGUUUGGGGGGGGGGGGGAGGGGGGGGGGAGGGAGACCCUUGCAGGGGGGGGAGGAAAAGAGGGGGGGAGGGAUCUGGAAAACGGGGCUUUUUCGGGGGGAGGGGGAGCCAGGGAUGGGGCACCGCAGAAAGGGGCGCCAAGAGAGGGCGCAGGAGGAGGAGGAGCGACGGGGGAAGAGAAGGGGCAAAAAAAAGGGGAGGGGGGGGAGGGGGGGGGGGGCGAAGAGGAGGAGGAGGGGUCGUCUUUCCCCCUCUACACUCGGGCGCUGGAGUACAUCUGCCACGGAGACUUCCACAUCCGGAUCGCCGCGCUGACGGUGGUCCUCAACAUCUACAACCAGCGGGACCCCCUGGUGCGGGCGUACCUCAACAGCCCGGCGGCUCGCUCGGCCUCCCUUCCCGACCGCCUCGUCGGGGCCUUGCGGUCGCAGUGCCUCGUCCUGGCGGACAGCGCCAUGGCCGCCGGGGUAGGCGGUGGCGGUAAGGGGGCCGGCGGAGGAGAAAGAGGUACAGAGGGAGCUCCCGCUGCUGCUGCUGCUGCUGUGGACCCAACGAUUUGUCGGGACUCGAUAGCCGGGCUCCAAGAUCAGGUGUUCUACCUCGAGGACGUGUUCGCGAGCGGACAGCGGGAGCUGAACGCUGAGCUGUGCGAGUCUCUGCUCGGCCGGCUGGUGCGGCCGAUGCUGCUGGGCGACUGGCUCAGCGGACGGUCCGGAGCAAUGUUCCCACAGGUGGCGUUAUGCGCCCUGGCGCAACUCUUCAUAGUAGUGACGCACCCCCCGCUUGUGCGCCUCCUGGUGCUGGAGACCCUAGGGAGCGAGGCUCUCGCCCAGAACCAAGUUGUGAGAACCGACCUCGGCCUGACGCAAGACGCCGCGGAAGAUUCCGCCCAAGACCACGAGGGACUACCCGGUGCAGCAGCAGCAGGGACAGGAGCGGCCGAUGGCCAACCAAACGGUGGCUGCGCCGAGGAAGAAAAGCAACAAACAGCAGCGGGGGAGGGAGAGGGAGGCGCGGCAUCAUCAGCAGCACGAGCGGCAGCACCAGCACCAGCAGUGGACCCGUCCGCGCGGCCCCUGGGCAUGGAAAUGCUGGACGCGGCCGUGGACGCUCUGUGCUGCAUGCUUGCACCCUCGACGGCUACCCAGGCCGUGGGGGGAGAGGGGGCGGGGGAAAGCGGUGAGGAGACGACAGGGGUGGUGGCUGUGGGUACGGCGGCUGGUACGAAGGAGGGGGCGCCGUCGUCGGCCCUAGGGAGCGGGGGGGGAGCAGGGGUCCACCCGGAGGGGGGGCGGAAAGAGGCGGCGGGGUCGGAACGGGGCCACGAGAGUACCGUCCCCGUCCCGCCAACGCCUUUUCUUCCGAGGCCCCGACGGCACCACCUCGUGCUCCGCCUCUGCGGCAAGGUGCUGGCGAGCCUCGCCCCCCCACCCCCCCCCGCUCCCCCUUCCAGCGGAGGCGCCGAUGGUGACCCAGCUACGGUCACCCCAUCGCCCCGAGGAGAAACGCCUCCGGUUCCAGAACCGGGAACUCCUUCCGCGUCCGGGGGCACCGAAGACGCGGCGGGGACCGCAGCGGGGAUGCCUGUAAAUAGCGCAGCCGAUGGGGAGGAGGGGGCCUCCGCGGUGGUGCGGCGGGAAGAGGGUGGGACGGGGGGUGGUGGUGGGCGGCGAGACGCGAUGCUGAAGAGGAUCGGGGAAGCGCACGCGGCGGCGGCGGCGGCGGUGCUGCGGGGGAUGGGGGCCGCGGAGGGUGCGGCCCCUCGUCGCUUUCGAAAAAGAAGGCUAGACGGGGCAAUCACAAACCUCCCCAAGAUGUCAAGCCUGAUCCUCCGCUGGAGCCUGGACAACUCGCCGCCGUCUCAGCGGGUACCCGCCCCACCGCCGCAGCCGCCGCCGUCCCCGCCCACCUCGCAAGGGUGCGCGGAGGCGGACGGCGGGAACGGCAGGGCGCGGCAGCGGGAGCUCCGCAGCUCUCUGCAGGCGUUCCUAGAGGUGCGGCAGGUGUUGCGUCUCCUCUCGGGGAGAGGGGAGGCGGACCCUUCCGUGCUGUCCAUUGCCGGCCUCGGUCCGCAGGCCGAAGAGCAUCCUUGGGAAGACGGCUCCCUAGACCUCGGGGGACGAGAAUGCCUGGCCUGCUCCAUCUCCGAGUCUUUGGAGGGCGGCAGUUCUGGCAGGGGCGGAGGCGGGGGCCGAAAACGCCGGUCGGGAGUGGCGGCGGCGAUAGCGGCGGCUUCUGCUGCGGCGUCGGGCCGGCGCGGGAGGUCGGAGAUGUACCUGGUCCUCGACGACAAGGCGUUUCUUCUGGCCACCCCGGAUAGGAAUCGACUCAUGAACGGGGAGAUCAAGUCGUCGGCCCCGCUGCUGCACCUGGCCGCGGCAGUGGACCCCGCCGACGACAAGCGCCUCCUCAUCAGGGCGCUCUCCCACAGCCCUGUAGCGCUCAUGCGGCCGGUCGCGGCACCGAGAGCCUCGACCCCAAGGUCCAGCACCGGCGGCGGCGGCGGCCCGGAUAGCAGUAGUAGCCAGGGGGCGACGACGGAAGGGGCCGUCAGCGGCGCUUCGGUGGAAGGUGGCGGAGGAGGGGACGCCGGGUCGAUGUGCGACAUGCAGGCCUGGGCGUGCGAGCUGACCUUCGAGAACGAGAGGAGCUGCCGCUUGGCGAGGAAGCACAUGGAGGGCAGGCGCUUGCGGUUGAGAUCGGAAAAGACGAAGUGCAUCACGGACCUGCUGGAGGCAUGUGUGCAAGGUCGAGGCUACUGAAGCCGCGGCCGUGCUCCCUUGUCGAUGCCGCCGGCUUGGUUGUUCACGAGUCGACAGAGGCGCUGGCCCUUCCUCGGUGUACAAUCGUGCGAUACGGAGUAGAGACGGGCUGGCGAACACGACUGACUACACCGUCGUGUGCCGGGUUUUGACGUACCUUUUUUUUUGUCGUGUAGCAUGCGUGCAUCAUGUACAGCAAGUUU